CGCGCCGGACGGUCGGUAUAUCCGAGGGGACAGCGCGCAGCGGCAGCCGCAGGAGUUCGGUCCCCGCAAACGCCUCGCAGAAGACUUUAUCCGGGAGAUGGAAGAAGGUGUGAGUCAUCAUUGGUGAUGGCUCCAGACUUCCAGAUGGCAUGAGGCGAGCUGGGAGGGACGCAGCGGGUCGAUAUUUCACCUCCAUUGUUUUCUGAGACCCAUGUGUGCAUGGCCAGGGCUGGAGGAGAGACCAGGCAGGCUCUUCCUGGCCGGAAGCCCCCCAAGAGCAACCCCCAAAUCACCCGUGCUUAAGGGUAUCCUCAGCUUACUAGGGCGCCCAGCUGGAAGGUCCACACUGGCCACGCCUGUGACCCCUGCUCUCCCUCACCUGCCCCUGCUGGAUCCAGAAUGGCUCCCUGGUUCUGCCACCUCCUCUACCUCCUGAUAGGGAGUCUCUGUGGGACCUUCUCCAACUCCCCGGGUGAAUCAAGGAGUCCUUGGGUCGCAGCUCCAGUGGCUCCGGGAGAGGUAGUGGAGACUGCAGAUGGGGUGUGCGCGUUCCCAGGGCAGCGGCUGAGCUGGUGGCAGGCCCAAGAGUCCUGUGAGCAGCGGUUUGGCCACCUGGCACUGGGGCCACCAGAUGGGAUCCUUGCUCCACGGCUGCCCAACCCCAUCUGGGUAGGCCAAAGAGAGGCCCCUCUGCGAAGACCCCCGCAGAGGCGUUCGCGCAACACGGCCGCGCUGCUGUUCGGCGAGCGGAGCGCCGAGCGGGCGGCGCGGCUGCGGACGCCCCUGCCCGAGCUUGGGGCGCUGACGGCCUGCGCGCACGUGCAGUGGGACGCCGCCUCGCCCGACCCGGCCGCGCUCUUCUCCCUCGCCGUGCCCGCGCAGGCCAACGCGCUGCAGCUGCGCGCCUUCGCCGAGCCGGGCGGCACCGUGCGCGCCGCGCUCGUGGUGCGCGGUCACCACGCGCCCUUCCUCGCCGCCUUCCGCGCCGACGGCCGCUGGCACCACGUGUGCGCCACGUGGGAGCAGCGCGGCGGGCGCUGGGCGCUGUUCGCUGACGGGCGGCGGCGCGCCGGGGCGCGGGGACUGGGCGCGGGCCACCCGGUGCCCCCCGGCGGCAUCCUGGUGCUGGGCCAGGAUCAGGACUCUCUGGGCGGAGGCUUCUCGGCGCGGGACGCCUUCAGCGGCAACCUCACCGACUUCCACCUGUGGGCCCGGGCGCUGAGCCCCGCGCAGCUUCAUCGCGCGCGGGCGUGCGCGCCGCCCCCCGGCGGCCUGCUCUUCCGCUGGGACCUGGGCGCCCUGGACGUCACGCCCUCGCUGCUCCCGCCCGUGCGGGUGCGCCUUCUCUGUCCGGUGCCCUCAGAGGAGUGCCCUACGUGGGACCCAGGACACCGCACCGAGGGCUCUUCGCUCUGCCUGCAGCCACGGCCCUUCCUCUGCUGCUACCGGACAGAGACCUAUCGGCAGCUGCAGGACGCCCAGUCAUGGCCUGGCCAGGACGUUAUCAGCCGAGUCAAUGCCUUGGCCAACGCCAUUGUGCUCCUCCCUGACCUCCUCUCUGAAGUCGGCGGAGACCUGUCCCUGGCUGAGGCCUCCAGCUUUCUGAGUAUCCUGGAGGGAGUCCUGGCAGAGGAGGCAGCUCCUCUGGGGCCGGCGGCACUUCUGGCUGUCGUGCACUUUCUGAAGAGGGUGACGGCCCUCGGGGCUGGGGAGCCAGAUCCCUGGAUAGGGCCCUGGGAGCAGCUGGGACGAGGCGUCAUGUCUGUGGCCAGCCUGGUCCUGGAGGAGCAGCUGGCUGGGGCAUGGCUGUCCGUCAGCGAGGUGGUUGGGGGCCCCAUGGCCCUGGUGGUGAGUGUGCAGCGCCUGGCACCCCUGCUGAGCACCGUGCUGACCUCCGAGCGACCCCAAGUGCACAUCCAGCACCGCCAUGCCGGUCCAGCCACACAGCCGCCUUUGACCCCAGGCCUGGAGGUGCGGAGCCUACGCUUGAGGGAGGCCAGCUCCGAGGACUUCAUGUUCACGAUGCCCGGUGGGCGUCCACGCGGGCCCGGCCACAUCCACAUCCCCGCGGGCGAAGUGAGGCGGCUCCUAGAGCAAGGCCUCUCUGGAGUCACCGUGGUCCACAGCUGGUUCAGCUCCGGUGUCUUCCAGCACCCCCUGGGGGCGCCUGGCCUGGAGCCCCAGACCCCCGAUAGCUCAGAAGAGGCCAGCAGGAUGCAGAGAUUCCUAAGCACCCAGGUGGGGUCAGCCAUCAUCUCCUCUGAGGUGUGGGAUGAAGCUGGGGAGGUCAACACAGCCGUGACCUUUCACCUGCAACACCAGGCCCAGACCUUUCCUCAGAAGCUGGUGGAGCCUCUCUGUGCCUUCUGGAGCUUCAGCAUCAGUCCAGACUCAGGGGGCUCCUGGGCCACUGCUGGCUGCUCUGUGGCUGCGCUGUACCAGGGCUCCACCGCCUGCUUCUGCAACCACAGCACCAACUUCGCCAUCCUGCUGCAGGUGUACGACGUCCAGAGAGGCCCCGAGGAGGAGUCGCUGCUGAGGACGCUCUCCUUUGUAGGCUGUGGUGUGUCCUUCUGUGCCCUUGCCACCACCUUCUUGCUGUUCCUGGCGGUCAGGGUCCCCAAGUCGGAGCGAGCCACGGUCCACAAGAACCUCACUUUCUCCCUGGCCUCCGCCGAGGGCUUCCUCAUGGCCAGCGAGUGCGCCAAGGCCAACAAGGUGGCGUGUGUGGCCAUCACCGCUGCGAUGCACCUCCUCUUUUUGGUCGCAUUCUCCUGGAUGCUGGUGGAGGGACUGCUGCUGUGGAGCAAGGUGGUGGCCGUGAGCAUGCGCCCCGGCCCCAGGAUGCCGCUCUACUACGCCACCGGCUGGGGUGUGCCUGUGGCCAUCGUGGCCAUCACCCUGGCCAUAUCCCCCCAUGACUACGUGGCCCCUGGGCACUGCUGGCUCAAUGUGCACACAGACACCAUCUGGGCCUUUGUGGGGCCCGUGCUCUUCGUGCUGACUGCCAACACCUGCAUCCUGGUCCGUGUGGUGAUGGUCACCGUGUCCAGUGCCCACCGCCGUGCCCGCAUGCUGAGCCCACAGCCCUGCCUGCAGCAGCAGAUCAGGAUCCAGAUAUGGGCCACGGUGAAGCCGGUGCUGGUCCUGCUGCCCGUCCUGGGCCUGACCUGGCUGGUCGGCAUGCUGGUGCACCUUGGCCCGGCCUGGGCCUAUGCCGCCGUGGGCCUCAAUUCCUUCCAGGGCCCAUACAUCUUCCUAGUCUAUGCCGCCUACAACGAGGAGGUCCGGAGUGCCCUGCAAAGGAUGACUGAGAAGAAGGCAGCCGGAGCAUUCAUGGCCCAGGAAGCCCGCCCUAGGCCCUCCCAUCCCUGGGAGGUAGCCCAGGACAACCCCUUAGCCUUGGCUCCACCCCGAAAACACCUGGCUCUCAGAGGGACCCACGCCCCCAGAAUGCCCACAACCUUCUCCUCCAUUGCAGAACCCGAGACACCGGCAGUGGAGCUGACAGCAUUCAAGGCUUCAGGUUUCUAGAGCGAGUACAUGGGACUUUCCUGCAAGUUCCACCUGGGGACCUCAGAAAGGCCCAACUGAGGGCCCCUGAGGGACAGACAGCAGCAUCUGGACCACCACCCACUCCCAGUGGCCUCAGCCUCUCCCUCCUCCUUCUGGGAACCCCCGAUGCUCCUGCUAACCCCACCAUGUCCCACAGUUCUGUCCCCCUAGCUUUCUGUCUGUGAUUGUCUCUCCCCUCUGCCCUCUCCACCUGCCCUGAAGUCCUGACAGCCCUGUGGUGUCUCCAGUAAUAAAUGGCACUGUCGUGAACUGGUCCUCUUGAGGGGUUU
Molecule: messenger RNA, 3845 nt
Organism: Equus caballus (horse)
Lineage: Eukaryota; Metazoa; Chordata; Mammalia; Perissodactyla; Equidae
Source: RefSeq, a predicted model, not a curated record